GCCGGGCUGGGGCCGUUCCGAGGUGCCGGGGCGUGGUCGGGGGUCCCGAGGGUCCCGAGGGGACGGGAACCAAAGCCCGGCUCAUCCCAGGAGAGGCAGCUCCAUCCCGGGCUGCCCAGGGUCCGCGGGGCUGGAGCUCCGCGGGGCUCAGCCGGGCCGGGCGCUGAUCGGAGCCGCACAAAACCCGGCCUGGUUUGGGAAGGGAAGCCGUGUGCGCUUCAGGAGGCUUUUUAAAGAGGCUUUUUUAAGAGGCUGUGCCGCUGCGUGGCGGGAUGUAAACAGCCGGGGGCGAGUCUUUAUCAUCGCAGAACAAUCCAGCGGGUGGGGUGGGUGCUGCUGGGCAGAGGAAGCAGCGGAGGCAGCGCCGCUCCCGGGGAGCCGCAGCCUUUAUCUGGGGUCGGGGCACACGAGGCAUUUCCAGGAUGCUCUCCCCUCAAAACGGAGCCUCGGCAGCUGGGAAGAGCUCGGCGACUUCAAUCCUGCUCCAAGUUUGGAGGAGCUGAAGGGAACAGCGCUGCCCUUCCUUCCCCGGCCGCCGCUCCCGCAGGAAUUUCUGUUCUGCUCUGCUGAGCCCCCUGCCCUCGCCUGGAGAGAGAGCAAAACCUCCUCUCCUUCCCAAAGGCAAUUUUUCACAUCAAGGACGUGGAGCUCGGCCUGGCCAUGGCCACGCUGGUGACGCAGAAGCUGAGCCAGCUCUUCACCCCCGCCGGGCUGCCUCGGCUGCUGGGGCCGCCGGCCCCGGGCACGGUGAGCAGCGCCGAGGUGCCGCCGGUCUUUUGGAAGCCCUACAUCCACGGCGGCUACCGGCCCCUGCGCCGGCCCUGGCGCUAUUACUUCUGCACGCUCUUCCAGCAGCACAACGAGGCCAUCAACGUGUGGUCGCACCUGGCGGCGGCGCUGGCGCUGCUGCUGCGCCUGCAGCGCCUCUGGCAGCGCGUGGACUUCGGGCAGGACGCGCACGCCCGGCCGCUGCUGCUCAUCCUGGCGGCCUCCAUCACCUACCUGACCUUCAGCAGCCUGGCCCACCUGCUGCAGGCCAAGUCCGAGUUCUGGCACUACAGCUUCUUCUUCCUGGACUACGUGGGGGUGGCCGUGUACCAGUACGGCAGCGCGCUGGGCCACUUCUACUACGCCAUCGAGCCGGGCUGGCACCGGCGCGUCCGCGGCUUCUUCCUGCCGCUGGCGGCGGCGCUGGCCUGGCUGUCCUGCGCCGGCUCCUGCUACGCCAAGUUCCGCUUCCACCCGCGCUGCCCGCUGCCCGGCCGCCUGUGCCAGGAGCUGCCCUCGGGGCUGGCCUACGCGCUGGACAUCAGCCCCGUGCUGCACCGCAUCUGCACGGCCGCGCGGCCCGACCCCGCGCUGCCCUACCACCAGGGCCAGGUGCUCUUCUUCCUGCUGGCGGCGUUCUUCUUCUCGCACCCCUACCCCGAGAAGUGGUUCCCCGGCAAGUGUCACUUCGUGGGGCAGAGCCACCAGAUCUUCCACGUGCUGCUGGUGCUGUGCACGCUGGCGCAGAUCGAGGCCGUGGUGCUGGACUACGAGGGCAGGAGGGAGAUCUACUCCUCCCUGCAGGGGGGCCCGGCUCACGACUUCUCCGCGCUGUUCCUGGGCACCGUCGCCUGCUCCGUGCUCACGGCCACCUACAUGGCCCGCAGGGUGAAGAACGAGCUGGGCCUCAAGGAAGAGUAAAGAAGGAACGAGCUCAGCCCAAAUCCAGCCCCGAGCCCCCAGGGAAGGGGGUGGGCAAGGCGCUGAUGUGUCCUGCUGUGCUCAUUAUUGUCAUUUAACCCCAGCCCCCAGAUGCUGCUUCACAAACUGUCGCUCAGCAAGCGCUUUCUGUAGGCAAUGAGAGAUGCUCUUAGUGCUUUUUAAACCCAGCCUGGUUCCAGCUCGCUCACAGAAUGGCACAGGGUUCAGCUCACCUCUGAAUAAACAGUUGGAACG
Molecule: messenger RNA, 1944 nt
Organism: Passer montanus (Eurasian tree sparrow)
Lineage: Eukaryota; Metazoa; Chordata; Aves; Passeriformes; Passeridae
Gene: PAQR7
Product: progestin and adipoQ receptor family member 7
Exons: 2
Coding region: 661-1689 (342 amino acids)
Biological process (GO): response to steroid hormone
Cellular component (GO): plasma membrane
Molecular function (GO): nuclear steroid receptor activity; steroid binding
Source: RefSeq, a predicted model, not a curated record